Conger conger (European conger) is the source of this 3281-nucleotide messenger RNA. Its product is annotated as lymphocyte function-associated antigen 3-like. The record is from RefSeq and is a predicted model, not a curated record. The transcript has 7 exons. The coding region runs from base 249 to 1091 and encodes 280 amino acids. NCBI's taxonomy places the organism in Eukaryota, Metazoa, Chordata, Actinopteri, Anguilliformes, Congridae.
UCCAGAACCGAUUCCGAGAACCCCGUGCUCUAAUAUUAUUCACGAUAUCCCAUCCGAAAAUGGCGAUACAAUUCCGUUAAAAAAUAAAAUCGCCUGCCCUGUUUCCUUUUUCAUGUAUGUAGGCUACUCGAAUAGUAAAAAUGUCAACUGUUUCUGACAUAAUGUGUUGUAAGCGAAAGUAUUCGUUUAGGUUUUGCGUUUGACUGUCAAGCGUCACAGGCAAAUCGAAACUACGUUUCCGCAAAGCGAUGGCAGGGAAAUACUUCAUUAUCGCAACACUGUCGUUUCUUAUAGCUAAAUUCACAUUUGGUGAAGAUGUGAACUAUGGAUGUACAAAUGGGAAUAUCACACUUAAAGCUAAUAUCAGGGGUAUACCUGAAGAAAUCCUCUGGAAAUGGAAUGGCAAUAAAGUGCUUGAAGUUGACAAGAUUUCAAGUGAAGUAUACAUGCAGUUCAAAGGGCGAGCCUACGUGAACGUUAGUACGGGAGACCUUACGAUCACAGGCCUCACAGAAGGUGACAGUGGAGAUUACAAAGCUGAAGUACAAGUUGAAAAAAAGCUACAAUACUCACAGCAUCGUGUGGAAGUCAUAGAUCCGGUGGCAGAUCCGAUAGUAACCUGCGAGAUGAGCGGCAGCGCAGUAACGCUGAUCUGCGCUUCGGACCUGAGCCUGUCGACCACCUACAGCUGGGAGGGACCCAACAUGGCGAUGCCAGCCUCAGGGUCCGAGCUGCAUCUGGAGAUCACGGAGAGCCGCGAUUCCGUCUAUACCUGCGUGGUGAAGAAUCCAGUGAGCGAGCUCAGAGCAAACUUCACUCUUCAGCACUGCUAUACUGCCCGAGGUGUGGUUACUAACCUGGUCAUAGCUAUUGCUGUCCUUUUUUUCGUUUUUUUGGGAGCUCUUGGAAUAUGGUUCUACUACAAGAAAUAUAAAGUCACAGCAAGUCAACAAGCAAGAUGUGAAAUGGGGGAUAGAGAAAACGAGACACCGCAUGAAAAUGUUCAAUCUCUUGAGAAAGCAGAGCUCGUCCAUGAUAAAAACAAUCCGGACAAAGGAAGUCUGAAGAAUCAGGAGGACAAUUCAAAUUAAAUUCUUCCAUUUACAUCUCUUCCUGGGCAGGGGCAUGUCGAUAAUGAGCAGGGGGGUGUUGAUAAUGAGCAGGGGGGUGUCGAUAAUGAGCAGCGGGGUGUUGGUAAUGAGCAGGAAGAAGCUGCCAGUGGGACAGGAAAUGAAGAGGACAAAUCUCUCACUAGACAGGAAUUCACCAAUAAGGCAGGAGCACAAGAGGAAGAAAAAGUCAAAGAGGGGGUAGCCAAAUGCCAAGGGGGAAAUCUGCCAAAACCCCCCUGGAAAACCCCAGUACCUUCGAUGGGGCAGAGCAGGAAGAGGAGGGAGAGAGAGAGGUUGAAAGUGCACGGAGAGGGAGCGAAGUACAGGAAGAACAAUCCAACACUGAAUCGCAUGAUCACGUUUCACACCCCAGGGACUGAGGCAGACAAAAUGGAGGACAACCUGAACGGUGAAGCAAAGAGCCACAAUGCAAAAAAUGAGUAAGAAUUUAACUCCAAAAACUGUGGGUCAAGAUUCUGUCAAAAAAAUAUUUAAAAAAACGAUAUAAUAUUGUCCUGCCUUACACUAGCCUCCUCUUAGCCCAGGGGGGACUAGUGAGGUCACAGGCAAGGUCGAAUGCUUGAGACCUUGAAGUGUUCAGAAACAAAAACACCCAGUUCCUCCCAGUUUCCGUGUUGACAGUACAUAAGCAGGGUGAGUCAGAGCCACUACAGGAAGCAACAGUAACAGCAAGGGCAGUACCAAAAAUAACACAAAUAACCAAAAAUCCCCUGACAGUAAAGACUCUUCACAAAAUAGCAUGAUGACAGACACUACACGAGGACACACCGACGGCAAAGACACUUAAUGGAAUAACACUACAACACAAGAACUUAUGGAAAGCACCACAGUCCACAGAUAGAAGCUAUGGAGACUGGAGAACACAACUAACGACACAGACACUACACAAAACAACACUAUGGCAGAAGAAGCUCUGGAGACUAGAGCACAGAAAAUGACACAGACACUACACAAAACUAUAGUAUGGUGGAAGAAGCUAUGGAAAGCAACACUGCGACAGGAAUACUCACCACAGCUUUAAGGUCAUUGAGGAAAUAUUGGGAUGUAAACAUGCCUUAAAUAGCUUACUCUGAGGCAAUUCAUUAACCAAUUAUGGAAUAAGGCACCCUAUAGAAAACACAUAGAAAGGCCUAGGAAUCACUGGUCAUGUGUCUUGAAAUGCGGUCAUAUUAUGAAAUACAAUGCUGCUGUUGCAUCCGUCUGUUAACCUUUGUCUAGUCUUAACAUUCUGUAUACUCCCCUUGUAUGACCAGCUUUCACUAAACCCCUAAAAUAAAGCAACUUAUUGAAUUUUAAAUCUAUUUUGCUUGACGAGACAACCUGUCACUCAUCACAAACUUUGUCAUCAAAUUUCAAGUUGAAAAAAGAUUAUUUAGGGGGUUUACUCUGCUGUGAAACAUAGUGGCGGGUCAUUUUUGACCCUUAAGACAACACAAGGGUUAAACGUGCAGGUCGCAUCCGCCCAUAAGGGGUUAAUGGCACCAUAAUGUUUAUAAUUGUUAUUGUUUAUUGUAUUUAUUUAGCAGGUGCUCUGAUCUAAAGUGACUUGGUAUCAUGGUACAAUAUGCAAGUCGCCUGCUCUUGCAGGAUGGGCGAGUUUUGCAGACACCGAUUAAGCCUGGUCCUUGACAAAAUAAUCUUUUGAAUGGAGAUUCUAGAUACAAGCUCAAUUUCGUCGAGGACUAAAGCUUAAUCUGCGUCCUUGAAACAGGUCCCAAAUGUUCUGUGGCGCUACGUCCUGAUAUUAUCCUCUUUGGAUGCUGUCUGAAGACAGAUUCCUGGAAUCACCUGUAUUACUGUGGGAAUGGUCCCACUUUCCCAUGAGCAGCUCAAUCAGGUGAAAUGAUCUUCUCUUCCUCAGUGUUCUGAAGCAGGCAACAAACAAACCCAAUGUCCUUGGAAUCUGGACAUGGUUUUAACCAGUUGUGCGUAUGUGUGAAUUGAAGCUUUCUUUCAUGUUCUGUUCGAUGCUUUGAAUUAUCACGAGGAGCAUACUACCAUGCUUGCUAGUUCCUUGUUACAAUUCUUUGUAUUGGAAUGUUUUGGGUUUUUUUUCAUGAAUUUUGCAAACUGCUGUUGCUUAUGCUAUUGCUUAUACUCCACAGAAAUGUAAUUCAGAUAAAUAAAUUACUGUAGGUUAAAUGUGAA